This is a messenger RNA of Cadophora gregata, 3069 nucleotides long. RefSeq lists its product as uncharacterized. The coding region runs from base 32 to 1894 and encodes 620 amino acids. The record is from RefSeq and is a predicted model, not a curated record. The transcript is spliced from 2 exons. NCBI's taxonomy places the organism in Eukaryota, Fungi, Ascomycota, Leotiomycetes, Helotiales, Ploettnerulaceae.
CCUAACCUCAGCCAUCACAACAUGGCCAACAAUGACCGAUCGCGACAGCCACAGCUCCUCGGACUCAGAAAAUCAUGAUGCAAACACGCGACCGAAUCGAUGGAAAGGUCCGCCGACAUCAUGGCAGACUCUCACGGAGCCGGAGCGCAGCCUCGCGGCCAGUUUAGACACCAUUCGGAAUGCAGAUUUAAGUGUUCAUCUGUUCAACGCGCAUGCGCUGAAGAGACGUGCACGGGAACUUGAAGAUCCCGAGAGACGUAGGAAAUCAGUCAAUGACUUUCCCGGCAUCCCAGAGGAAGACCAGGCAUUCAGACCUGCAAAGGGAUGGACGGCAUGGCCACUACCUCCAGAUGAUGUGCCGAGAAACGGAGAGGAGAUAGGUCUGCCGAAGCAAUUCGAGGAGUACACUUUCAAAGCAGAGGAAGAUGGUGCGCCAAGCCGAGAAUUGGAGGAUGUGCUGAUUGGGGUCACACUGAAAUAUGCGAAGGAGAGGUUUGAGAGUAGGAAAAAAGUAGAAGAAGGGAAUCCUGACGACACUUGGAAAGGAAAGGAGAAAGAUAUUGAAUCGGAUAGUACUGGGAGCGAAUACCACAACUCGUUAAAUGAGGACGAACCCAUCAUCAAUGAAGCAUCCAAAUCCCUUCAACCCACAAUACACAUGAAGUCCGUGGUCUCAGCGGAGGACGAACGAUCUCGAGAUCUCCUCCGUCCUUCAGUCCGCCACACACUUUCGAAACUCGAUGAACUCCUCAUGGCCCUUCACCACGCCCGGAAGACUUGCUACCGAUACUCGCAUUCCGAAGCUGGUACCACAGACGACGAGUCCGUGGCAGACACGGCCUUCUCCGAGCAAGCACCAGAAUCGCCUUCCAAACGGCCCCAAGGCCGGCCCAGGAAGUUCGCAGAUCUCCCCACUCGCACCAAACCGGCAAUUGUCCCCAGUAUCACCCAUGAGCCCGACCACGGAGAUCCUCUUCGGCCUAAAAUUACACAUCGCGGGCGUCCCAAGAAGGUAUACGAACGUCUCGAAGGAGAAACAGAACAAGAGUAUGCAGUGCGUGUAGCACGUCUUCAGAAAAAACCUCUCCCGGCAUUCGCGCCUCCAGCUGAACUUCUCACGACUAAGUCUCCGUCUCCGCGAAGAGGACGAGAACGCUCAAGGAGCGUGCCUGCUAAGCGGGCUACGUCUAAAGAGUUGAGGGAUGCUCGGCGGAGGAGGCUAGACUUACGAGAUUGGAGUGAGGUUGUCGGAGUUGCGGCUCUAGUAGGCUUUGAGCCUGAUGUUCUUGAAAGGGCGGCGAGGAGAUGUGCGAAUUUAUUUGGGGAAGGAAUGGUCAUGAGACGGAUUGCAGAGAUUCCGUUCGCGGAAAGAGAAGGGAAGGACGAGCUUGUACGGUACGAGCCUGAGCUCAUACCCGACCUCGACGAGCAUAUGUUGGAGCUAUCAUCUUCCGAUGACGAGUCGGGUUCAGACUCUGCUUCAGAACCUGACAUCCUUCCUGGCGUCCGCACGAAGUCUAAUCCAUCCCGACAAGCAGUCUUUUGUCCCAUCCAGACUUGUCCUCGUAGGGUUCAGGGAUUCCGGGAUAUGGCUGCGGUCAAAAGACAUCUUGAAAAGGGACAUAAGAUUCAGAAAGAAGAGGUGGAAGAUUAUAUUUUGCCGAGUGAUGAGGAGAUGGAUGGAGCGGUGCAUAUCGAUGGUUUCCUGAAGCCUCUGAAGGCGGUUCGUGCUCCAAGGGGGCGGUAUAAGAAACAGGCCAAGAAGAGAAAGGCUAGCGAGAGUGAAGACGAGGAUGAUGAUGCUGAGGCUGGAGCUGGGAAAUGGGGACAAGAAUCCCGGCAACACGAGGACGAGGAUGGGUUAGAGAGUGGCACUGGUGGAAGUAGCCCGUGAAUACAGACACUUGCGACAAGAAUUCAGAUGCAGAAGCCUGCCUAUUCUUCUAAUGCCAAUUCAAUUGAUCCCCAGCCACUUUGACUGCAAUGCGACAUGAUCAAUUAAUGACCGCAUCUGGUCCGGCAAAUGGGUAUUAGUGGAAUGCUCACCAGGAUCAUUGAGAAACUACGCAUUUUAUUGCAAAUGAUUGCUACCAGAACACCAAGCCCAGGAAAUCCACAUCCCAAACGCAACGAUCUCGGCUGACCCUCCCUAUCCUCUUUAACGCUUGCUACCUUCCACCUCACCUCAUUUGAUCAUACAUGUACUGCACGAUGUCCUCCUCAAAGUGGUUCCCAAGACCUGGGCACUUCACACAGCCUUCAUGGCUGUGGUCGCACUCCCUGCAGAGGAGCGUACUCUCAUGGUAAACUCUGAUCACGCUGGGAUUUCCCUCUCUGCAUACGUGCUAAGAUGCUGUUGUUAGCUACUUCAGGCCGCAGAAGGGAUAAGAUGUACUCACACAAAUCCAGUGUUGACGUGCCCGGCGUCUGGCCUCAGCCCAGUCCUUUUCCUCCUGCUCUUUCUGGCGCUUCUUCUUCUUAUGUUCUCUGUUGGUCGGGUCUCCUUCUUUCUCAUUGCCAUUUGCCGAGUUUUUCUUGUCAGUGGUUGCGUUACCUCCGUCUUUCGUCUCGGUAUUCCCUUGUUGCGCUCGAAUUCUUUUCGAAGACUUCCCUACCCUCCACGAACAAAGUGUUGGCUUGUAUUUCCACGUGUAAUACAAGACUGGUGGCUUCACCAUGGAUGCUUCCAUCCCAUGAAUCAAAUCUCGUAAGGAUUCCAGACGCUGCUCAGCAUCUGAGUUCCAUUCCUGGCUUAAAACAGAUCCGUAAUCAUCUGAGCAGUCGCUACCAUCGUAAGGCGAUGAAUCUUGAGGUCCAAUCUCAAAUUCCUGUCUCUUUAGAGGCCGGACCGCGAAGUCAUCGUCCAGUUUGUCAGAGCACGAUUGAGAAUUGGGUGGUGUACAUGGGUUCUCCUGAUACUGCUUUCCAGGAAGUAGCUGAGAAAGAUCCACAACACCUCGUUUUCUUUUCAAUGGAGGUGAUGUUGGUGAUUCCAUUGACAAGCGACACGGCUCGCGAUAUUGUGAUCUGUCUGAUGCAGAUGAUGCUGGAGAAGACUCUCUCUGUUGC